Dovyalis caffra is the source of this 1098-nucleotide messenger RNA. The record is from the annotation of a GenBank genome assembly. Lineage: Eukaryota; Viridiplantae; Streptophyta; Magnoliopsida; Malpighiales; Salicaceae.
AUGGGAAAGAAGCAAUUACAGGAGUGCCUGGCUACUUCCUCAGAAAGCGGUUCCAGACAUGUUUUCAAGCUUGGAGUUAUUCAGGAUGUGAGACUAUUAAGUCUGUUUAGAUUUAAAGUUUGGUGGAUGAUACCUAGAGUGGGGAAUUCAGGAAGUGACAUUCUUAUUGAAACCCAGAUGUUGCUGUUGGAAGCAAGGAAAGGACAGGAUUUAGAUAAGUCAAAUGAUUCUCCUUCUUAUAUCUUAUUCUUGCCUUUUCUAGAUGUUGAAUUUCGAAGCAGCUUGCAAGGGAACUCAUCAAAUGAACUUGAGUUUUGUCUUGAAAGCGGUGACCCUGCUAUAGUUACUUCACAAUCCAUAAGAGCAGUUUUUGUGAAUCAUGGGAACCGUCCAUUUGAUCUAGUGAAGGAAUCAAUGAAGUCGAUGCCAGGAAUACUCGAUGUGUUUGGUUGGUGCACCUGGGAUGCUUUUUAUCAGGAAGUAAAUCCUCAAGGAAUAAAAGAUGGCUUAAAAAGGUUCGGUGGGAGGUUAGUCAGCACUGAAGAAAACAACAAAUUUCGGAGAACAGCCAACGAAUCUCUGGGUGAUGCACCAAAUAAUCUAAAACAUUUUGUUGCAGAUAUUAAGAGGACUUUUGGCCUUAAGUACGUCUAUGUAUGGCAUGCCCUAUUGGGAUAUUGGGGAGGCCUUGUUCCCAAUGCUCGUGAAACUAAGAAAUAUAGUCCUAGAUUAACAUACCCACUGCAGUCGCGAGGGAACUUGGCAAAUAUGAGGGAUCUAUCUAUGGAUUGUAUGGAGAAGUAUGGUAAUAGACCAAAUCGAGCUCAACCCAAGUAUGUAGAUCCCCUCAAUUUGACUGCAAUGGCAUGUCCAGCUUUACCACUUUGCCCAUUGGCAAUAACUGAAGCCGAACGGGGAAUUCCUGACAUCUUCAAACGUGUUAGAGCUGUAUUCGAGAAGGUUGGUCUCAAAUACAAUGAAUCUGUGGUAAUAAGGGCGACUGGCUCACCCAAUGGCUGUGCCAGACCUUACAUGGCUGAAGUUGGAUUUGUAGGUGAUGGUCCUAAUAGCUACCAGGUAUACCAAGGGCUGAAUUGA